Molecule: messenger RNA, 285 nt
Organism: Haemonchus placei
Lineage: Eukaryota; Metazoa; Nematoda; Chromadorea; Rhabditida; Trichostrongylidae
Source: the annotation of a GenBank genome assembly
AUGUGUCCACCCAUAAUCCCGGAAUAAAUGCUGCCAAACAUCACCAACAUCAGCAUUCAUCCCUCGUUCACCAUCGUCGCCGCCACCACAACACGGAGACGAGGCCCAGCAUUCCUUUCAUUCAGAGCUUUCAUGAAGAAGUCUGACCAUCUCGUUGGUGGCCGUCCUGGUGUUCGGUUGACAUCCCGAGGGAUCCAGUCUGUAACCGCCCUGGUCCACUAUAUUGCAUUACGUGUCCAGCCCACCAAAUCUUCGUCUUCUUGGCGUAAACAAAGGCAUCCCUGA